Molecule: messenger RNA, 603 nt
Organism: Trichophyton benhamiae CBS 112371
Lineage: Eukaryota; Fungi; Ascomycota; Eurotiomycetes; Onygenales; Arthrodermataceae
Exons: 2
Coding region: 1-603 (200 amino acids)
Source: RefSeq, a predicted model, not a curated record
AUGAAUGUAAGUGGCGCAGAUACCCAGGAAGAAGGAAAGUCACCAUACAUCUGGGAACGACUGGUGGAUAAGGAGCGGGAGCACCGGGCUGACCUGGCUGACCUGGCUGGCCUGGCUGACCUGGUUGACCUGGCUGUCCGGGCUGACCUGGCUGUCCGGGCUGACCUGGUUGACCUGGCUGACCUGGCUGGCCUGGCUGACCUGGCUGGCCUGGCUGACCUGGUUGACCUGGCUGACCUGGCUGGCCUGGCUGUCCGGGUUGACCUGGCUGUCCGGGUUGACCUGGCUGGCCUGGUUGACCUGGCUGGCCUGGCUGACCUGGUUGACCUGGCUGGCCUGGUUGACCUGGCUGGCCUGGCUGACCUGGUUGACCUGGCUGUCCGGGCUGACCUGGCUGUCCGGGCUGACCUGGCUGUCCGGGCUGACCUGGUUGACCUGGCUGACCUGGCUGGCCUGGCUGACCUGGCUGGCCUGGCUGACCUGGCUGGCCUGGCUGUCCGGGUUGACCUGGCUGACCUGGCUGUCCGGGUUGACCUGGCUGUCCGGGCUGACCUGGUUGACCUGGCUGUCCGGGCUGUCCAGGAAUUGCGGAGGUCAUGGUGA